Molecule: messenger RNA, 808 nt
Organism: Telopea speciosissima
Lineage: Eukaryota; Viridiplantae; Streptophyta; Magnoliopsida; Proteales; Proteaceae
Product: stress-related protein
Exons: 3
Coding region: 50-808 (252 amino acids)
Source: RefSeq, a predicted model, not a curated record
GAAAGAAUAAAAGGUUUUACAGUUAUUGGAAGAUUGAAAUAGAACAACAAUGGCUGAAGCAGAUGUGCAACGGCAACCAGAACUGUCUCAAGAUGGUGAGGAGAGGCUCAAGUAUCUGGACUUCGUGCAAGUCGCAACACUUAACAUCUUCACUUGUUUUUCGACUCUUUACGAGUACGCAAAGGAGAGCUCCGGUCCUCUGAAACCUGGCGUUCGAACUGUUGAAGGCACCGUCAAGACCGUCAUCAGCCCUGUAUACGAGAAACUCCAUGACGUCCCCUUCGAACUCCUCAAAUUCGUCGAUCGCAAGGUGGAUGAAUCUGUAAGCGAACUAGAACGCCACGUACCAUCUCUGAUAAAGGACGUGUCGAGCCACGCCUUCUUGGCAGCUCAAAAGGCUCCGGAGGUGGCUCGAGCCGUGGCUUCUGAAGUCCAGCGUGCUGGCGUAGUGGACACUGCCACAGAUAUAGCAAAAACAGCGUACAUCAAGUGCGAGCCCACCGCCAAAGAUUUAUACGCCAAGUACGAGCCGGUGGCCGAGCGAUAUGCCGUGAUGGCUUGGCGUUCGCUUAACCGGCUCCCUCUAUUUCCUCAAGUGGCUCAGAUUGUGGUCCCCACCGCAGCUUAUUGGUCAGAGAAGUAUAAUUAUGCUGUAUAUUGUGCAGGUGAGAGAGGAUACACCGUAUCAUUGUUUCUACCGUUUAUUCCUGUGGAAAGGAUAGCUAAGGUGUUCGGAGAAACCAAGGAAGAUAAAACUGGGCCCACCCUUCUUCCAAUUGAGGUAGAGGCUUCGGUCGUAGAUCAAUGA